AUGGAAGCCACACCACUCGCGUCCCUAUCAUUGACGCACGUACACUACAACCCUCACGAUCCCAUAUCUUACCUAUGCGCCUGGCUCGCGCUCGCUCCUCAAACCCUCUGCGUCAUCUACGUAACCCUGAUAUGGUCAACGCGCGAAGUGGAGAUCCUCCUCAUGUUCAUGGGACAAAUGGGCUGCGAGGCGCUCAAUUUCCUGCUCAAGAGGUUGAUUAAGGAGGAGAGGCCGAAACGUACGUCCAACGGAGGCACCCUCAUUGCGCGCGCAUUGCUGCGGCACUCUAUAAAGGAUUGCGUUGGAGUUAGACCACUUAAGCGUGUGGAAAAAAGACUGACACACCGGUCGGUUAUAGAAAUGUACGGCAAAGGCUACGGCAUGCCCUCCUCGCACGCCCAAUUCCUCGCUUAUUUCUCCAUCUCCCUCUCCCUUUUCCUCCUGAUUCGGCAUAACCCGCCAACGCCUCCCCAAUCAUCUCCGUCCAGCCAGCCCUUACCCUACAGCCACCGGCCGCUGAAUCUGCUUCAGCGCUCCCUCCUCUCCGUCCUGACCAUGGCGCUCGCUGCAUCCGUCGCGCUCAGUCGCAUUUAUCUCAAUUAUCAUACUCCAACGCAAGUCUCUGUAGGAUGUGUAGCGGGUGGUGCUUGUGCGAUAGCUUGGUUUGGAGCUACGGAGUGGGCGAGGCGGGAAGGGUGGGUAGAUGUGGGGUUGGAUAGCUGGGCAGGAAGGAUGGGGAGGUGGAGAGAUUUGGUUGUCGAUGAGGAUUUGGCUGAGAGUGGGUGGAAUGUUUGGGAGGAGAGGAGGAAGAGGCGGAGAGAGCAGAGACGGGUGAACGAGGUGGGAAGGAAGAAGAGGCGAUAG
Molecule: messenger RNA, 864 nt
Organism: Letharia lupina
Lineage: Eukaryota; Fungi; Ascomycota; Lecanoromycetes; Lecanorales; Parmeliaceae
Exons: 2
Coding region: 1-864 (287 amino acids)
Biological process (GO): protein N-linked glycosylation; lipid biosynthetic process
Cellular component (GO): endoplasmic reticulum membrane; intracellular membrane-bounded organelle
Molecular function (GO): dolichyldiphosphatase activity
Source: RefSeq, a predicted model, not a curated record